UGAGCGUCGAGGAUCGAAUCGCCGGCGCCGCUCGAUUGAAGCUCUGCCUCAACUGUCUUAGGGCGGGGCAUACCUCACACCGUUGCCGAUCGCGUCCCUGUCGUAUUUGUAAGAAGCGCCACAAUACUUUACUACAUAGGGAGGUUACUCAGGCUGUAAAUACACAAACUAUGGACUCGCCCCCGCCGUCGCGUUGCGAGUCCGGAGUCGCGUCCAAUCAUAUGGCCGUCUCCUAUUCAACUCAGGUGUUGUUGUCUACAGCGCUCAUUCAGGUAUACAAUCCCGUUAGCAACGACCACGUGACAGCACGGGCGAUGUUAGACUCCGGCAGUAUGACGUCGAUAAUAACUAAUGAAUUAAAACAUAGAUUGCAACUAACGCCGCAACACAAUUCUGAUGAUUUAAGAGGAGUAGGUAAUAUUUCAUUGUUUAAAACUCCUGAACGUUGCGCCUUGCAAAUUAGGUCUAUACAUGACAAUAGUGUCAAUUUUGAUACAUCGUGUUUAGUUUUGCCUAAUAUUUCCGGUAAUUUGCCGCAUAAAUACAUAGACGUGUCUCAUUUAAAUUUGCCGCGUAACAUCAAACUCGCAGAUCCCAAUUUUAAUCAGCCCGGUCCAAUUGAUAUAUUAAUCGGUGCUGACAUUUUUUGGAGUUUAAUCGGAUCCGAGCAGAUUACGUUAGGUCAGGGUAUGCCGGUUAUGCGCAAGUCGAAGUUAGGUUGGUUACUUGCCGGGCCAGUUAGCGCCCCUUCGAGGUCAAGCGACAAUUUAUUUAAUUCAUUUUUGCAAUGCAAUACACUGUGCAUCUUUCACAGUUUUAACGGGUCGCUGACUAAAUUUUGGCAAGACUCAUUUAACCGAUUCAUUAACUUUUUCAGGUUGGCUUAAAUCUCGUUAUAGUAAAUUAAUAAUAAUAAAAACAUUUGUGUCAAAUCGCAUUGCUAGUAUUUUAGUUGCUGAAGGCGGUGAAUGGCAUCAC
Molecule: messenger RNA, 978 nt
Organism: Colias croceus (clouded yellow)
Lineage: Eukaryota; Metazoa; Arthropoda; Insecta; Lepidoptera; Pieridae
Exons: 2
Coding region: 171-887 (238 amino acids)
Source: RefSeq, a predicted model, not a curated record